Thamnophis elegans (Western terrestrial garter snake) is the source of this 1746-nucleotide messenger RNA. Its product is annotated as frizzled-10-like. Gene Ontology annotation, cellular component: plasma membrane. Gene Ontology annotation, biological process: non-canonical Wnt signaling pathway; canonical Wnt signaling pathway. Lineage: Eukaryota; Metazoa; Chordata; Lepidosauria; Squamata; Natricidae. The record is from RefSeq and is a predicted model, not a curated record. Gene Ontology annotation, molecular function: Wnt-protein binding; Wnt receptor activity.
AUGGAAAGGAGGAUUGUACGAUCUCUGAGCUUGCUUCUUGCUGCAUUGGUGUGCUCCUGUUUUGGCAUCAGCUCCAUCGACAUCGACCGGCCCGGGGACGGCCGGUGCCAACCCAUCGAGAUCCCCAUGUGCAAAGACAUCGGCUACAACAUGACGCGGAUGCCCAAUUUGAUGGGCCACGAGGACCAGCAGGAUGCGGCCAUCCAGCUGCACGAGUUCGCCCCGCUGGUGGAGUACGGCUGCCAUGGCCACCUCAAAUUCUUCCUCUGCUCCCUCUACGCCCCCAUGUGCACCGAGCAGGUGUCCACGCAUCCAGCCUGCCGGGUGAUGUGCGAGCAGGCCCGGCUGAAGUGCUCGCCCAUUAUGGAGCAGUUCAACUUCAGGUGGCCGGACUCUCUGGAUUGCAGCAAGCUGCCCAACAAAAACGACCCCAAUUAUUUGUGCAUGGAAGGCCCCCAGCAAUGGCUCCGAGGAACCGCCCCGGGGAUCCAGCAUGCUCCUCCCAUGCUUUGGCACCAGAGGCCCCACAACGCCGGUCACGACCUGACCCAGCAGAAGGACGGGCUGGGUCGACUCUCCUGUGAGAACCCCGGAAAGUUCCACCACGUGGAGAAGAGUGGUUCUUGCGCUCCGCUUUGCACCACUGGGGUUGACGUCUACUGGAGCUGGGAGGACAAGCAGUUUGCGGUCAUCUGGAUGGCGGUGUGGUCCAUCCUCUGCUUCUUCUCCAGCGCCUUCACCGUCCUGACCUUCCUGAUCGACCCCCAGCGCUUCAAGUACCCCGAGAGGCCCAUCAUCUUCUUGUCCAUGUGCUAUUGCGUCUACUCCGUGGGCUACAUUGUCCGCCUCUUCUCCGGAGCGGAGAACAUCGCCUGCAAUCCGGACAAUGGACAACUCUACGUCAUCCAGGAAGGUUUGGAGAGCACCGGCUGCACCUUGGUUUUCCUCAUCCUCUACUACUUUGGCAUGGCCAGCUCCUUGUGGUUGAUCCUGACUUUGACGUGGUUCCUGGGCGGGAAGAAGUGGGGUCACGAGGCCAUUGAAGCCAACAGCAGCUACUUUCACUUGGCGGCUUGGGCCAUCCCUGCAGUGAAGACUAUUAUGAUCUUAGUCAUGCGCCGGGUUGCAGGGGACGAGUUGACCGGCUUGUGCUACGUCGGCAGCAUGGAUGUCAAUGCGCUGACUGGCUUCGUGCUGGUCCCUCUGGCUUGCUAUCUCAUUCUGGGGACAUCCUUCAUCCUUUCGGGCUUUGUGGCCCUCUUCCACAUCAGGAGGGUGAAAACUGGCGGGGAGAACACCGACAAGCUGGAGAAGCUCAUGGUGAGGAUAGGUGUCUUCUCGGUCUUGUAUACCGUCCCGGCCACAUGUGUCAUCGCCUGUUACUUUUACGAGCGGUUGAACAUGGGUUACUGGAAGAUUUUGGCCAUUCAGCAAAAAUGCAAAGUCAACAAUCACGCUAAGCAUCUGGACUGCACCAUGAGUGACUCCAUUCCAGCUGUGGAGAUCUUUAUGGUCAAAAUCUUUAUGCUGCUGGUGGUGGGCAUCACCAGCGGAGUCUGGAUUUGGACCUCCAAAACUCUGCAAUCCUGGCAAGGGGUUUGUAGCCGGAGGAUCAAGAACAGGACUCGGAGGAAGUCCACCAGCAUGGUGGCAAGUGGGAGUCUUUACAAAAGGACCAGCCAGCCUUUGCCCAAAGUUCAUCACGCAAAGUACGAGCCAGCUUUGCAAUCUCCGACCUGUGUGUGA